Molecule: messenger RNA, 2244 nt
Organism: Cyclocybe aegerita
Lineage: Eukaryota; Fungi; Basidiomycota; Agaricomycetes; Agaricales; Hemipholiotaceae
Source: the annotation of a GenBank genome assembly
AUGUUGAGCCCCGCCGCCGCUCUCGCUCUUCUCUUGCAGGGAGUCGCGGCAUUACCCCAGACCGCGACCUCUCCUUCGCCGACCAGUACCAGCACGGCACCACCGACUGCCAGCGUGGUUACAGCUGUUCCUAGCGCAACUGCACCGUUGGAUUCCACUCUGCCGUCUCAAGUUGCGUUGCCCCCGAAGCAGGCAUGGUGCCCUUCGGACAUUUUUUGUGCAGGUGCACUGUUGCAAACAGUUAACAUCGCUCAUCUGUACCCGGAUGACAAGACCUUUGUUGAUAAACCGACGAGCAAGAGCCCGCAAGAUGUUCUGGCGGAUUUCCAAAAUAUAUCAUCAGGAACGACCUAUGGACAAGUUGUUAAUUUCGUCGAAACGGACUUUACAGGCGAAGGCUUAGAAUUGCAGGCCCUCGCGUUGCCUCAGUUCAACCCUUCUCCUCCCUUCCUCAACAACGUCACGGCCGACCUACCAAAAGCAUUUGCUCAAACUGUGCACGGGUUCUGGACGCAGUUGAUUCGAGGCACAAAUCAGUCCACUCUUUGCGGCUCGAGUGGCAGAUGUGAAAGUUCCCUGAUCCCUCUUAAUCACACAUUCGUCGUUCCUGGUGGGCGUUUCCGAGAACAAUACUAUUGGGACAGUUUCUGGAUCGUGGAAGGCCUCAUUGAAUCUCAAUUACUCGAUAUUGUCAACGACACACUGCAAAACUUCAUGGACGAACUUGACCAGUUUGGUUUCAUUCCGAAUGGCGGACGCAUCUACUAUCUGAACAGGUCCCAGCCGCCACUGUUCAUUCAGAUGCUUUCUCGCUAUGUGGAAGCCAGUGGCGAUAGGAGCAUCUUAACUCGUGCCCUUCCGCUCGCAGAGAAAGAACUGCAGUGGUGGAGUGACAACCGAUCCGUUGAAGUAAGAAGCCCCUUCACCAACACCACACGCAAGGUGUAUCGCUAUUCUGUAACGAACAGUGCUCCUCGACCAGAAUCUUACUUGACAGAUUAUGAAACGGCGAACGACUCUCCUCAGCUGAAUGAGACUGAACGAUCAGCUCUGUAUGCCGAACUUGCCAGUGGUGCUGAAACUGGUUGGGAUUACACCAUGCGCUGGUUCUCUGCUGGAAACGAGAACGCUGGUUUGAGAAGCCUCAAUGUCCGCAACACCAUUGCCGUGGAUCUGAACAGUAUACUAUACAGGAAUCACAUUCUCUUGGCCCAGCUUUACGACACCUCGAACACAACGGCUGUGAACCGCCACAUCUCAGCAGCGGGCGCUCUCAGGACAGCAAUCCUCGACCUUUUCUGGGACUCGCAAAAAAUCGCCUUCUACGACUUCGUUCUUGAUACGAAUAGUAGGAGCAACGUCUUCAGCGCGGCAGCAUUUUACCCGUUCUGGAGCGGCAUCGUACCUCCUCAAGUUGCACAAGAUGAGGCCACGGCCUUCCAAGCUUUCUCGUCGGUCAACAUGGUUCUCAAUCGCUACAACGGUACCUUCCCUUCGACCUUCGUGGACACUGGCCUGCAAUGGGAUGCUCCCAACACUUGGCCACCUCACCAAUACAUUAUCUUGGCGGCCCUCCAAAAUUUGCCUGCGAACGUAUCGGGCAGUGCGACUCCCGUGCCAGGUUCUGACCAAUCGACCUUCAAUUUGAUUCCUAGUGGGCAACUUGGUCUCUCAGAAACAGAUCUCCCAGAUCAGCCCGUCCAUGGCGGAACCACCAUCGUCAAUGCGACGAAAUCUGGGCCAGAGGCAGAUGUCAACAGGGUCAACGGAACGGUGCUGAACGGCGGAAGUCCGGUCGAUGGAGAAGGGUGGUCAAAAGCAUUGCAGCGUGAGCUGGCCAACCGAUAUUUCGCAAGUGCCCUCUGUAGCUGGCACGCCACGGGCGGGUCUAUCGAAGGCAUUCUUCCAAGGCUGCCAGAUGAUCAGCUUAACGUCACUCAAAGCGUCGACAAUAAUGGGAAUAUGUUUGAGAAGUUCUCCAAUUUGGACAUUGAUUCCGCUGGACGGGGUGGCGAGUAUACAGUUCAGGCUGGUUUCGGCUGGACAAACGGCGUGGUCCUCUGGGUUGCGAGCAACUACGGCUCUGUUCUCGAUGCACCACAGUGCCCGGACCUCUUGGAUACUCCAAUCGCCACCACUGGCGGCAACGGCAGUGGAACCUCGGACACCCGAGCCAUGUUUGUGAUGAACAAAUUUGUUAUCUCCUCAAUCGUGGGUGCAGUCCUUGUAUUUUCACUUUUCUAG